AUGGCCCUGGCGCUGCCACUGCUGCUGUUGCUGGUUGUUAUUGCGGGGAGUGCCCCUGCUGUGACAGCCCAGGAAGUGGGACACCGCAAGCUGCUGCAGGCUUCCACAUCCACAUCAACUUCCGGCGGUUCUGCCGCCGCCGCCGCCGCCGCACCCGGUGCUGCCGCUUCCACCACUGCCGCCGCCGGUGGUGCUGCCGCCGCCGCCAGUGCCGGCGCCGCCGCCGCCUCAGCCGCCGCAGCGGCCGCACCCCGUCCCCCCCCUCCGCCGCCUCCCCCCCCGCCACCUCCGCCUCCUCCUCCACCGCCUCGCCCGGCUCCUGCCGCCAGCAGCUCCUCAGCUGCUGCUUCCCGAAGGCCCCUGCCAAAGACCCCCGCGCCGGCCGCCGCCAAUAUCAAUGAAGAGGGUGUCCUGGUUAGCCACAUGGGUGCGGACUGCAGUCGCACGGGCCGUUACUAUAAUGGACCCACCAUCACCCGCGUCAUGCCCCUGGCGCUGCCACUGCUGUUGCUUCUGAUGGUUGUUAUUGCGGGGAAUGCCCCUGCUGUGACAGCCCAGGAAGUGGGACACCGCAAGCUGCUGCAAGCCGCCUCCGCAGCAGCCAGGCCGCCACCACCGCCACCGCCGCCACCGCCGCCACCGCCGCCACCGCCGCCACCGCCGCCACCGCCGCCUCCACCACCUCCCGCCACUAGCAGUGCCUCAGCCGCCGCAGCAGCUUCCGUGACUGUAAUUGCCGCCCCCGCUCCGCCUCCAGCAAAAGCUCCCCCUAAAGCUCCUCCUCCGCCGCCGCCGCCGCCGCCACCGCCGCCGCCACCGCCGCCGCCGCCGCCGCCACCGCCACCGCCGCCACCACCACCGCCGCCGCCACCGCCGCCGCCGCCACCGCCGCCCCCACCGCCGCCAGCCCCCGCACUGCCGUUGAAGCUGAAACAAGCUCUUCGUCAUCUUGGAUGCUGGACAAGUUGCUAA
Volvox carteri f. nagariensis is the source of this 972-nucleotide messenger RNA. RefSeq lists its product as uncharacterized. Bases 1 to 972 code for a protein of 323 amino acids. The record is from RefSeq and is a predicted model, not a curated record. NCBI's taxonomy places the organism in Eukaryota, Viridiplantae, Chlorophyta, Chlorophyceae, Chlamydomonadales, Volvocaceae. The transcript has 8 exons.